Myxocyprinus asiaticus (Chinese sucker) is the source of this 4338-nucleotide messenger RNA. RefSeq names its product ceramide transfer protein-like. NCBI's taxonomy places the organism in Eukaryota, Metazoa, Chordata, Actinopteri, Cypriniformes, Catostomidae. The transcript is spliced from 18 exons. Gene Ontology annotation, molecular function: phosphatidylinositol-4-phosphate binding. Bases 450 to 2369 code for a protein of 639 amino acids. Gene Ontology annotation, biological process: ER to Golgi ceramide transport. Gene Ontology annotation, cellular component: Golgi apparatus. The record is from RefSeq and is a predicted model, not a curated record.
ACGUCACCCGCUGGCCAGCGCCCCUUGAGCUGGAGGUAAGCACGAAAGGGAGAAGAUGACGUUUCUAUAAACGCGUGUUGCUGUGGGGGAAAAAGAAGGACGAAUGUAUUUAAUUUAAAACGCUUUUUCAUCGAGCAGUUCGCAGUGUGGUUGUGUACAAUCGCUCGCGACAGCUUAUGUCGAUUUAGAAGGCGUUUGUUGGACGUUAUUGGAGUGCGAGGGGGCGGGUGUCUCGCGCUCGUCUUGCGCAGCCUCACAUGCUCUCAUGAAACGAACACACGGACAAUUUACUUCCACAUUUAUCGCUUAUUUUCGGGAUUCUCGGGAUAAACCCCACCGGAAUCGAUGCGAGGCCCUCUAACGGAUAUUCACCGCUUAUAAUACGUCUUUCAGUUGUAGUCGUUUCUUUGCUCCCCGGCUCAGUCCAGCGUUCGUUCGUUGGAUUCGAUAUGAAUUCCAGUCCGCUUCCGAACGGCAGACUGCUGCCGGACAGCCAGAGCUGGAACUCCUCCGGUUCCGACGAGGACCUGGACGCCGAACCGGGACUCGGACCACACGGAGGGGUGGCGGAAUUCAGCGGUGUGCUCAGUAAGUGGACAAACUACAUUCACGGCUGGCAGGACCGCUGGGUCGUCCUGAAGAACAACACUUUGAGUUACUACAAAUCCCAGCACGAGCGGGAAUAUGGCUGCCGUGGUUCCCUUUGCCUCAGCAAGGCUGUCAUCACACCUCAUGAGUUUGACGAGUGUCGGUUGGACAUCAGUGUCAAUGACAGUGUGUGGUAUCUCCGGGCUCAGGACCCAGAACAUCGGAACCAGUGGAUCGAUUCCAUCGAGCUGCACAGGGCUGAAUCUGGUUAUGGUUCUGAGUCCAGUUUGAGGAGACAUGGCUCCAUGCUCUCCCUCACAUCUGCCACCAGCGGAUACUCUGCCACCUCUACUUCCUCCUUUAAGAAGGGUCACAGUCUGCGGGAGAAGCUGGCAGAGAUGGAGACGUUUCGUGACAUCCUGUGCAGGCAGGUGGACACACUGCAGAAAUACUUUGAUGGCUGCGCUGAUGCAGUGACUAAAGAUGAGCUCCAGAGAGACAAGAUUGUGGAAGAUGAUGAAGAUGACUUCCCUACCACUCGCUCCGAUGGAGAAUUCCUGCAUAACAACAACGGCAGCAAAGAGAAAUUGUUCCAGUGUCUGAGUCAUAAAGGUAUUAAUGGGAUCGACUUUAAAGGAGAGGCCAUCACAUUCAAGGCGACCACUGCAGGGAUCUUGGCCACUCUCUCUCACUGCAUCGACCUGAUGGUGAAGAGAGAGGACAGCUGGCAGAAGAGACUGGAUAAGGAGAUGGAGAAGAGGAGGAGGGUGGAGGAAGCAUAUAAAUCAGCCCUGUCUGAACUCAAGAAGAAGUCACAUUUCGGAGGACCAGAUUAUGAGGAGGGUCCAAACAGUCUGAUCAAUGAGGAUGAGUUCUUUGAUGCAGUGGAGGCCGCUCUGGACAGACAAGACAAAAUAGAAGAACAGUGUGAUAAGAGCAGGCUACAGAGAAGCAACUCAUUGCCUUCAGGAGAUGCCUACUCCACGGUGGGCUCUCACCGAUUCGCCGAAAAACCCCCCUCUCCUCCCUCCUCUCCCUCAUCUUCUGCUGUUAUCUUCACUCCCUCCCUCCAUGAGCACAGAUUCAGUGCUGAGGUGGAGGAGAUGGUUCAGAGUCACAUGACCUACUCCCUGCAGGAUGUGGGUGGAGAUGCUAACUGGCAGCUUGUGGUGGAGGAGGGAGAGAUGAAGGUGUACAGGAGAGAGGUGGAGGAGAACGGAAUCGUGCUGGACCCUCUGAAGGCCACGCACUCUGUCAAAGGGGUCACGGGUCAUGAAGUCUGCCACUACUUCUGGGACACGGACGUCCGUAACGACUGGGAGACUACCGUUGAAAACUUCAACACUGUGGAAACGUUGUCUGAUAACGCUAUUGUCAUCUACCAGACUCACAAGAGGGUGUGGCCAGCGUCUCAGAGAGAUGUCUUGUAUUUGUCUGCCAUUCGUAAGAUAAUUGCCAAUAACGAAAACGAUCCCGAUACAUGGAUCGUCUGCAACUUCUCUGUUGACCAUGAAAAUGCCCAGCCAAACAACAGGUGUGUUCGUGCUAAAAUCAACAUUGCGAUGAUCUGUCAGACGCUGGUCAGUCCACCAGAGGGAGACAAAGACAUCAGCAGAGACAACAUCCUGUGCAAAAUCACAUACGUUGCCAACGUGAAUCCUGGUGGCUGGGCUCCUGCAUCUGUCCUAAGAGCCGUCGCAAAGAGAGAAUAUCCCAAAUUCCUCAAGCGCUUCACUUCCUACGUCCAGGAGAAAACUGCCGGAAAGCCCAUCCUCUUCUGAGCAGCAGUUCCCCAGUUCUGCCAUCAGUGUGCCUACAGUUCCCGCACACUCCUCUAACUACAGCACCCUCUAGUGACACAGACGUCUCGUUGCGUCCCCUUUUCCAGACUGUUCUGAACGCAGCUGCCACCGAAAACAUUCGUAGCGGCUCACAUCUUUAGACGCUUGAUGCAGUUCUGUAGCGCCACAUUAGCUCACACCAGCAGAGGACUAGAGAUGCCUAACGUCAAUGUCUGUUCCAUAUUUUCUGGUAGAUAUAUACAUAUAUAUGUGUGUGUGUGUGUGUAUAUGUAAGUAUGUAUGUAAGUGAGAGAGGAAGUUUAUAUAAUGGAGAAUAUUGAAGCUCAUAAAAUGAGACUGGAACUAUUCAACUCCUGAUUAGCGUUUCAUUUUCUUUUUGAACGAACAUUUCAGCUCUGCUUUGUUUCUUUUCAUAUGAUUAUAAAAAUAAGUUCAGCGUCACCCUAUUCUAAGAUCGAUAUGGUCGCUUUUUUUUUGUUCUGAAAUCGAAGGCAUUUUUGUUCAUGAACUUAAGGGCUUCCGUUGGCCUGUGACGUAUAAACUUGCCUUUCGUCUCAGUUUGUCUCUUUUAUGAAGCCCAACGUCUGGCGCUGACAAAGAGAUGAUAUGAAAGUACAUUUUUUGCUUAGAAUUUCUCAAUUCGUCAAAUCUAAUUCGUUGUAUCCGUGUCUCAUCAACUGACAUAAUGUAGCACAAUUCAAGAUUGAUUGUAACGGGAAUUUUAAAAUGCGUCAGGCUAACGUGAUUAUUUGUACAUAAUUUCAGUGCUGUUGCUUCACAUAUGUCAUGUACGUCAGUCGAUGCUUUUACCUGACUAAUCCAGCUCCAUAUGCCUUAGAGAGGGUGAGAUUGGCGUGAGUGUGUGUUUGUGUCAGACAAAAAAAGAGGUGUGUAUUCUACUUAAAAAAAACAAUUUCGAGAAAAGUGCCUCAUUGAUCUGGUACAUCCAAAAACUUGCUGAUCCGUGUUCAUUUUUCCAAACUACAGACUGAAACACAUCCGCAGUCCUUUAAUGUUUAUACAAUGAUCAGAUUGAUUUCUUACCUCUUAUUAUUAUUUAAAUGUCAUUUUGCAAUCAGCAAAGGAGAGAUUGUGUCAUCAGUAAAUAGUUUUCUCAUUGGAGAAGCCGGAUACCAAUCAAAAUUUUUGUCCAAUAGAGAGACAAGGUUCAAAGUCGGGGCGAGAUCAUAGGUGGUUGUAGAUGGGGUAGAAAUAGUUGCGUUUAUUUAUUUUUCUUGAUCGAAUUUAUUCUUCCAAAGUAAAAGAAAUCGUUGAUGUUCACAAACACUCUUACAAGGCACAAACUAAACUGUACACUAUUGUAUCGUACAAAACGACAAGAGCUUUUAACAGUGCUGAAUUUAAUUUUAUUUUUUUUGCUGAACUUUACAAAUUGAAAAAGCCCAAGAGAUUUUGUCCCUGGCUUUUUCCUCAUUAUAGACUGUUAAAAACCAUAUAGUGGAUGACAGCGACCCUCACGGUAGCCAAGCGUAGCAGAGGUGCACAACUGCAAGAUCUGAUUAUUUACGGUUGAGAUUUUUCCGUCAAAACUUUAAACAUUCCAAACACUCUGACUGAACAGAAUGUAUGAAUUCACCGACGUGAAACCGUCAAACUAAUCCAAAUGUCUUAAGUAAAAACGAAAAAGAUUUCCCCCCACCAGUGUAGUCGUUUGCUCAUUGGAGGGUUUCUCUGUGAAAACGGGCAAUCAGGAAAGGAGUUUUGCACCUCUGAACUGCUAGAGUGAGUGAGUGAGCUUGUGUGUGUGUUGCUCUUAUACAGUCGUGUGUGUUAUUAGUUGCGUUUGCACUGAAUGUAAUGUCAUUAAGGUUCAAAUGUUUUAUGUACAUUAAGUGUCACACUAUAAAGGUGUCUGGAUGAAAGUGUACUGUAAAUAGAGGGCACAGCUACAGCCCUGUUUAGAGAGUAAUAAAAUGAUUGACAUCUU